Molecule: messenger RNA, 2680 nt
Organism: Boeremia exigua
Lineage: Eukaryota; Fungi; Ascomycota; Dothideomycetes; Pleosporales; Didymellaceae
Product: fungal-specific transcription factor domain-containing protein
Exons: 6
Coding region: 59-2380 (773 amino acids)
Biological process (GO): regulation of DNA-templated transcription; DNA-templated transcription
Molecular function (GO): DNA binding; DNA-binding transcription factor activity, RNA polymerase II-specific; zinc ion binding
Source: RefSeq, a predicted model, not a curated record
CCACCAGACAGUUCAUCGAUGACCCCGCCAGCCCCGACCAGCUCCUGCCCAUUGUGUCAUGGACGUUGAGCACGCAAGGCCCGCCAAACGGCGUCAUUUGGCUGCGGAAGAGCGACAGCGAGCGAUCCGCGCUUGUGUAGAAUGUCGCCGUCUGAAAGAAAAAUGCGAGGGUGGUAUGCCCUGUAGACGUUGUCACCAUCUACGCCGUCCAUGUGAAUUCAAUCGUCAGCCUGCCACAACUGAUAAGCGAGCACCCGACUCUGCUGGCUCAGUAAAGGAUUUGAUGGACCGACUGAGAUGUAUGGGGUUCAUCCUUAAGCACCACUUCCCCGAUCUCGCUCUCGACAUCGAGUCUCUGCGACGUACGUGCGAUACCCUGUCUACGCAGAAUGACCGGAGCGAGCCAGCGGCAGAGUUGCUAGAUCUGUCUAUAAAUGCGCAACCGUCUGAAAGUUCAGGCAUUGAAGAUGAAAAUUGCACUAUUGACUCGGUGGAUGACACUACAGUCCACUACUCUGGUGAGUUCUCUCACUGGAACUUCUCCAUGCACAUCAAACGCAACAUAGAUGAUUUGAUGGCCAGAUCUAAUGUGCCGAGCAUAGAUAAUGCCAACCAAGUGCCAGACUUCAUCCGCGUCGGAGUGGCCGACCCGGGCUCCACCUCCAUCUCUGACAUCGUUGCCAUCCUUCCACCUCGCUCGGUAGCUACGUUUCUGAUCAAUGUCUUCUUCAAGCACUCCACAAGUUUCUACUACUAUAUAGAUCGAGGCUGGCUUGACGGAAUUCUGGACCGUAUAUACACAAACGUGGCCGGACUACGUUCGAAAGACGUUACCCCGUCAUGCCUGGUACUGAUGGUCCUCGCAGUCGGAACCCAAUACGUCCAUUUGGAAUCUCCAGACAAGAACAGUAGACGCAUCUCUAGUGUUUCGUCAAGUUCCGAGGCACCGAACAGCUGGGAGCUUGACAUUGGAACAUCAUUCUAUCGUCAGGUAGCGAAGCUCUUAUCGGAAGUCAUUCAUUCUGGCUCGCUCCUGAGUGUCCAGGUCUUCCUCCUCCUUGGCCUAUACUGUCUACCCAUUGAUGCCUCUGGUUUGAGUUACAUCUACUUGAACCUGGCCGUCAAAGUUGCUAUACAAAACGGCAUGCAUCGCAAGGUCUCUCGUAGUGCCAUUGAUGCCAAGAACAAAGAAUUUAGACGUCGCAUUUGGUGGACAGCCUAUUGUAUGGAAAGGAAGAUUGGAGUUUACCAUGGACGUCCGGCUUCCAUAAACCGCUCCGAUAUCGAUGCAGAUAUUCCGCAAAGUGUUGAGGGUGGUAAUAUAAGCAAUGAUUCUUUCGAUACUUCCGGACUUUUAGAGUCGAUCGAUCUGACACGUCACGCCGAGGCGUUCCUUCAAGAGAUAUCGCGUCUCCGAACGUGCGAGAGAUCUGAAGUCGGGACUAUCUUGAGCCGAAUCAAGCUCAUGAAGACGAACCUGCGAGGAUCAUGGGUGCCACCUUGUAGGGAUGGCCAAUCGCCGUCAACAGUAAAUCGAGAAGAGCGAUCGUUGUCUCGCGCGGAGAUACAUUCUCGGCUGGAAUGUUGUCUGCUGCACAUGUUCAUUGGUCGACCCUUCAUUCUUGCCCAUCGUCAGAGGCGUCCGAAUGACAUUUCUCCGCAAGCGUCCGAAGCAUCACGAACAAAGACAGCGGAGUCGCAUAUGCAAUGGGACUUUCUGGUCCAGGACUGUGUAGCGGCAGCAAGAGAAGUGAUCAGUGUCUGCCACGAUCUGCAAACUGGCGGCCUUGGCCUUGCAAAGUCAUCCUACACUGAAUACAGCUCUUGCCGGGCGUCACUACUGGUCUUGAUCGCCUACAGUGUCUGCUAUCGUACGAACGAGUUUGCGAGCACUUUGCAAAGAGGUCUGGAUGCAAUUAGAGAGAUGGCUUCUGUGGGAGAUUCCGCUCGGUCAGAAGUUCAUUUGCUGGAGACGCUGGAAUCGGCAUUGCAUCGACUUCACGUAUUCGAUCCGACAACUACCGGACCAAAAGUCGCAGCAGCAGAAGACCUAGUAGAAGAAGGUGGUUAUGAAGGGUUUGUCAAUUGGUACUCCAGACUAGGAGGUUUGUCACGUUCCCGCACCGCACAGUGGACACAACAUGGUGGUGUCGAACAACGAGCGAGGCCGCAGACCCGAGAACUCGGCCUACAUGCUGGACCAAGCAUCCAUGACCCGGCGGUGACUGGUAUGUCAGAUGAUACUUCCAUGGACAUGUAUCCUUUCGAUUUUGAUCUGCUUCACACGGAUGGGAAUGCGGCCUUCUUCACGCCGGAGUUCAAUCAGCACGGCAAUCCGGAGAGGGAACUGUUCGAAAAUUUAUUUUGGAUGCCGAAGUGACGUUUUGUGUGCGUCAUGAAGGAGUCUACCCAUCUACCUGUUCAUGGAUAUGUGCGUCAGCGAAAUGACAUGUGCUACGGACAAAAUUGUACUGAUGGAUGAAUCCCUAAAUGCUAUGAAAACCGAAGCUAUCCCUCUGUAUCAUCUUUCUAGCUAGACUAACGCAGAUUAUGGAAGGUUAUAACAAAGUGUUUGUAAAUCAUUGAGCCCGGCUUUGUAUUCCCCCCAGCGGGUAACCUCAAUAGUAUGGGCAAUCUUCUACUUUUCUAAGAAUCUUGGCUCGAUCAUUCAUUGCGUCCA